Messenger RNA from Rotaria sp. Silwood1, 1283 nucleotides. NCBI's taxonomy places the organism in Eukaryota, Metazoa, Rotifera, Eurotatoria, Philodinida, Philodinidae. The record is from the annotation of a GenBank genome assembly.
CCCCACACCCCACACCCACACCCCACACCCACACCCACCCAUCCACACCCCACCCCACCCCCGCAGCCACAUCCAGAGCCAUGCCCCGCGCAGCCAUAGCCACAUCCCACACACCCACAUCCACUCACAGCCACACACCCAUAUCCACACCCAUAUCCACAUCCAUACCCCAGGAACCCACACCCAGACCCCAGACACCCACAGCGACACCUCACACACCUAGCAGCAGCCAAACCCACACCCCACACGCCCGCAGCCACACACUCACAUCCACACUCACAUUCCAGACACCCACACCCCAAACACCCAGCCGUGCCCACAUCCACGCGUACACCCGUACCCCGCACACAGGCACAGCCGCAUGCACUACCCGCACACCCAGCCACACCUACACCCCGCACACACAGGCACAGCCGCGUGCACUACCCGUACACGCAGCCACAGCUACACUCCACACACUGCCCGCACACCCAGCCAUAUCUACACUCCACACACUCAGCCACACUCAUACCCACCCACAGCCACACCUCACGCACCCACCCCCAGACACAAAGGGAAUGGCGACAAUAUUCAAACUGUUAGAUGCUGCAUCAGUUUCGUAGAAAGGUUUCAUUAAUGCCAUUUGAAUGUCUUUUUUUUCAUUUCAAGAGAAUGAAUAGACGUCGAAAGAAAAAAUUUUGAUUUCUUCAAGUCGAAGGACGAAAUCAGUCAGUAUUUUUACAAAGAUCAGAGAAAAAUUCUUUUUUAAUUCUUCUUUGGCUCAUUCGUUACAUACAAAACAUGCGGUUAGUAGUAGCUUUGUUUUUCUGCUUCUUCUUCUCAUGUGUACAAGGUUUGUUGAUGCAUUUCUUCUCAUUUCCUAUAUUUCACAGUAUAAACAAUAUUUAGGUCAAACUACACUAGCACCUAAUUAUUAUUGUAAUGAAAAUAAUAAUGCUGUCGAAUUUACAUUGUCGUCGUCGCCUCAUUCUGCAUGGCAACCAACAUUAAGCUGUUCUUUACCACAAUGUGAUGCAAGUUUGAAUGAUAACAAUAAGUGUCGUUCGUCAUCAACACCUUGUUUCGAAUAUAUUGCAGUCAACACUACUAGUUAUUGUGCUCCUGGUGCACUGUGUUCUAUUUUGAAACCAUGUGAUAAUGCUACUUAUAGUUGUGCAUCAAAUACUUCCGUAUGCAUCGUUAAUUCUUGUUGUUCACCACAAACAGUAUGUUUACCACUGUCAUGGACGAGUUUCUGUAAAUUAGGUAAAGACAUGCUAUUACUCAGAUUUGUGCAUGCGUAG